Messenger RNA from Coniosporium apollinis CBS 100218, 1731 nucleotides. RefSeq lists its product as uncharacterized. Lineage: Eukaryota; Fungi; Ascomycota; Dothideomycetes. The record is from RefSeq and is a predicted model, not a curated record. The transcript has 2 exons. The coding region runs from base 1 to 1731 and encodes 576 amino acids. Gene Ontology annotation, biological process: cellular response to glucose starvation; protein catabolic process in the vacuole.
AUGGCAGAAGUCCUGCCUGCUCAAGGCGACGGCCAAUCGUACUUUGGUGGCAGUCCACUGCGCGGACCAUCGCCUUCCCAGUCUCCGUUUCUUGUGGGCUCUUCAGCACAGUACACCUCAAGUCGGAAACCGAGGUAUUCCCAACAUAUCUCACACUCGCUCUCUGCCUCACUACCGUCGUCGCCCCAGCACUCGCAGGUCGAUCUUCCUCAUCCGUCUUUUCACUCGAAACCAGAGAGCAGUAUCUCGCUGAAUACUGAUUGCGAUGGAAACGAUGCCAUCUCGUUUCCCACUUAUGACGGAGACAACACCUUUCAUCACGAUGAGGAUCUGGAGCCUCCGCCGAGUCCGGUAACGGAUAACUCGUACACUGUACCUUCGACGGCAACUUCACCCACAAGCGAGAGCACGCCCGGCAGCACCUCGAUAGUGGACCAUUUACCGGUCGCAGAAGACGACACAGCAAUCAAAACGGAACCGUCGAGACAUGUCGACUAUCUUUCACACGACUGGCGGGAGGAGGACAUAUGGUCAUCAUGGAGGCAUAUCGUUUCUCAGCGGAAAAUGUACGGAGAACGAUCAAGGCUCGAGAAUGCCUCUUGGCGGACGUGGGCCAAGUCCAAGUACAAGCUAAAAACCGUGUCGCCGGAGACACUCAACUGGCUGAAGGAUUGCGAUGUUACAUGGUUGUAUGGCCCUCUGCAGGAGGCGCCGAGAAAACCAUGGGGCCAGCAUAUUUACGAACCACAGAGCCGCAUAUCGAAGAACAACUCAUUCAUCAACAAAAAGCCAAUCCUGAAAAAGAGAAGCAUGUCAGAAGUCAUGUUACAGAAAUCGAUAUCCGCCUCUUCGCUUUUGAAGCAAGCGGCCGCCGCAGUUCAGGCUCAACAAAAUUCGUCGAUACAUGGCCGGGUACGGGGGCGACCGAUCCUGGGCCGAGUCAACUCAGACGUUGCAACAUCGUCCAUUCCAUCAAGGACUAUUAGCAGGGACCCCACCGACUACUUCUCCUCCUCACGUUCCUCUACAUCCGGCCUCGAUACGCCCGAACUCGAAAAGAAGCACAUUCGAUUCGACAACAAAGUCGAGCAGUGCAUAGCUGUGGAUUGUCAGCGCUGCGAUUACGACGACGAGGAAGAUGAAAACAACUACGUUUUCCGCAGCGGCGAAGACGAAGAUUCCGAUGGAGGCGUAGUGAUGAUGAAGAAGUCAAAGAAGAGGCGGCAGCCCAAACGAACGAGCUCAAGGGGCAGCGCCACGUCGGAGAGCAAGACGAUUGCCAAGCUCCCGUCCACCACACUCAAAUACCGCACAGACUCCCCAGAUAUGUCUGAGCAGCACUCGAUACCAUCACCAAACUUCUUCCGCUCGAGCAAGCUUUCGCCUUCCCCAUCGCAAGAAACGCUACGGCCAGCAAACCCUUCGAAGAACUUCCUCAUCGGUGAUGACGACGAUGACGACCUGGACGUGCCAUGGGAACCUUCGGGAGCUUUCUCGAAUCGUCGGGACAGCGUCGCAGUUACUCAGAAUCGCAUGUUGAGCCCCGGAGAUGAAGACGAGCGAAGAGAAGGGUCUGGCGGGCUGCGACGAACACCAUCCGGCAUGUUCAUGCCGUACGAGGACGACGAAGACGACAUAGUGGCGGCAGGCUUGUUCGGCAAGGUCGUCGAUACGGUGAACACUGCCAAGGAUAUCGCUCAUGUGAUCUGGAAUGUGGGCUGGAGGAGAUGA